This is a messenger RNA of Medicago truncatula (barrel medic), 1737 nucleotides long. RefSeq names its product aldehyde oxidase GLOX1. NCBI's taxonomy places the organism in Eukaryota, Viridiplantae, Streptophyta, Magnoliopsida, Fabales, Fabaceae. The record is from RefSeq and is a predicted model, not a curated record. The transcript has 3 exons.
CAACAAUUCACCGUUAUAUGAUAAUGGUGAUGAUGGUAAUAACAACUACGGGGACAAUGACGCUCCCACUUUUAAAGAUCUUAAGCCUGUAGAAGAAGAUAUUCUUAAGCCUGUAGAAGAGGUGGCCAAAAAAGUUGAUUUCGAAUUAGCUUCUAUUGGUCGUUGGGACCUAAUUUCACCGGAUUCUGGAGUAUCGGCUAUGCAUAUUAAUUUGUUGCCUACAAAUAAGAUAAUCAUCAUAGAUGCUCUGAUUUAUCGUGUGUCAAGAAUCAAAUUUCCAGAUGGGGUGCCAUGUGUGCCAUACAAAGAGUUGAGGACACAAGAAGAUAAAGUUGAUUGUUUUGCUCAUUCAGCUGAAUACGAUAUUGAAACAAAUCAAGUUAGACCACUCAAGGUUUGAGAUCCCUGGUGUUCCUCCGGCGGACUUGCACCUGACGGUACACUCGUGAGUACUGGUGGUUUCAUGGAGGGGGAAAAAUCAAUCAGAUACUAUGGUGGCGGUUGCCAAAACUGUGAAUGGAGAGAAUAUGACGGGACAUUGUCUGAAAAUAGAUGGUAUGGAACUCAACAACUUCUUCCAAAUGGAGAAUUCAUGGUGAUAGGAGGACGGAGAUCAUUUAGCUACGAAUUCAUCCCACAAGAAGGACAAAAAAGUGGAAAACCUAACCUUUUUCCAUUCCUAUACGAAACAUCUGACUUAGACGAGAACAACUUGUACCCUUUUGUCCAUCUUGUCCCAGACGGAAACCUCUUCAUCUUUGCAAACAACCGUUCCCUCCUUUUGAACCCCACCACCAACAAAGUAGUACGUACCUUUCCUGUUUUACCUGGCGGCUCGCGUAACUACCCGGCCUCCGGUCAGUCGGCUCUCCUCCCAAUAGACCUCAAUGCUGAAACCACCAAGGCAGAAGUCAUCGUUUGUGGCGGAAACCUCCAUAAUGCUUUCGUGUUAGCGGAACAAAAGAAAAUAUUCCUUCCAGCUCUUCAAGAUUGCAAUAGGUUAACAGUCACCGAACCUAACCCUAAAUGGGAUUCUGAAAUGAUGCCAUCAAGGAGAACCAUGGGAGAUGCUCUUAUCCUCCCAAAUGGAGAACUAUUGUUCAUCAAUGGUGCACAAUACGGUACAUCUGCAUGGUGGGAUGCUGACCAGCCAAAUUACACACCUGUGUUGUAUAAUCCAGAUAAGCCUAAGGGUUUGAGGUUUAAGGCGAUGAUGCCUACUCAAAUUGCAAGAAUGUAUCAUUCAACUUCGGCUGUGCUUCCUAAUGGUAAGAUUUGGGUUAGUGGAAGCAACACACAUGAAACUUAUAAAGAUAAUGAUAAGUAUCCAACUGAGACUAGAGUUGAAGCAUUCUCUCCUCCUUAUUUGGACGAGGCUUUUAAUAAGUAUAGGCCACAAAUUAAUCAAGGUGCAACUAAAAAAGAGUUAAAGUAUGGAAAUACAUUUGAAACAAAUUUUUCAGUGGAAGAUGGGGCUGGGUUGACAGCUAAUGAUAUAAAGGUGACAAUGUAUGCACCACCUUUCACUACUCAUGGUUUCUCCAUGGGUCAGAGGCUUAUAAUUCUCAAGAUCGAUGAGCUCGUUGCACAAGAACCUGGAAGUUACACCGUUAGGAUGGCGGCGCCACCAUCUGGGGCCAUUGCUCCUCCAGGAUACUACUUGCUCUUUGUUGUCCACCGUGGCAUACCUAGCACAGGAACAUGGGUGCGCAUCGAGUAGAAGUAGAAUAACCUCUA